AUGACGAACACGAAAAGAUCAUUAGAUUACUGGAGGAAAAUUUUCAGUUGCGCAAAAACUGAUAUUUUUGAGUUGAUCGACAAAGCGAUUCUCGUAGCAGCAGUGGAUUAUUCGAAUGAAUUUAACGACAGAAAGGAUCAGAUUCUUGAAAUGCUAUAUGCUCCUCAGCUUUCCCCCAACAAUGGCUAUACUAAUCCGAAGGAGGAAAAGAACCCCCACCCUGACAACCAUCUGGAGAGUCAGAUAGUUGGAGAGGUGAUGAAGAUAAAAGACAUCCUUUUCAACAAUCAAAAUGAGUCUGAUUCAAUCUUGUAUGAUUCGCUGAGGACUCUGCAACUUCUGCAUUUGUCUGUAGAAACGCUGAAGGCGACUGAAAUUGGAAGAACUGUAAAUGUUCUGAGAAAACACAGCUCCAAACAGAUUCAAGAGCUUGCUCGAACUCUCGUUAAUGGAUGGAAAGAGUUGGUAGAUGAAUGGGUUAAAUCUGCUGCUGCUAACAAGCUGAAAGAAGUAUCUACAAUUGAUAAUGGAAAUGGCUACCCAUCAAAACUAACUUCUAAACAAAAGCCAUGCAGCCAUUUCUCUGAAAUGAAAGGAAAGCCUUCAAAUAGUCCACAAAAGAAUGCAGAGCAGUCCAAUGAGACUUCAGAUAUGUCAAAGUUAGAGAUUUCAAAGAGAAAACUUAUUGAAGGAUAUCAACGAAUAGAACAUGCAAAGAAGCAAAGAAUGAUAAAAAUUAUAGAUCCGCGUGAUCUACCAAUGGAUUCACAUGAGAAAGGAAGACGAAAAAGGAAGUCUUGA
Dendrobium catenatum is the source of this 801-nucleotide messenger RNA. RefSeq names its product probable mediator of RNA polymerase II transcription subunit 26b. The transcript has a single exon. Gene Ontology annotation, cellular component: nucleus. NCBI's taxonomy places the organism in Eukaryota, Viridiplantae, Streptophyta, Magnoliopsida, Asparagales, Orchidaceae. The coding region runs from base 1 to 801 and encodes 266 amino acids. The record is from RefSeq and is a predicted model, not a curated record.